Molecule: messenger RNA, 4974 nt
Organism: Naumovozyma castellii
Lineage: Eukaryota; Fungi; Ascomycota; Saccharomycetes; Saccharomycetales; Saccharomycetaceae
Gene: VMR1
Product: putative ATP-binding cassette multidrug transporter VMR1
Exons: 1
Coding region: 1-4974 (1657 amino acids)
Source: RefSeq, a predicted model, not a curated record
AUGUCAUUUUCAAGUAAUUCUACUGGAUCUUGCCCGUUUUGGAAUUAUGAUGAUAUAACUGAAUGUGGAAGAGCCAAAUAUAUUGGUUUCGAUCUCCCGCUUGUUAUAUCUAUUUCCUCUUUAUGUUUUGUAAGCUAUAAUGUGUGGUUUCACUUUCACAAGUAUAACCAAUUGCACAUAAAGAAGCGAUCCUUGGUCGAUGAAUUGUUAUACAAUGAAGUGGAUCCCGAUGAAAAUGAAAGUCAGCCUCUGCUGUCUUCUGCAAGACCCAAUGAUGGGAGCUAUACACAAUCAGUAACAACAAACGAUCUUUUACGAGAGAAACACUUUUCAAUUGAAAAUAUUAAAUUCCUUAAACUCGAUGGUACUAAGCAUGGAGAACCUCAAAUUCUGCAGCGUUCAUAUAAUGAAAAAUUACGAACUACGGUAGAAUUGCUACUGUUAUUGGUUCAAUGUGUAUUGCACUUCUUUUUUCUACUUAAAUUCUCAAAAAACGAUUCUUUUGAUCUCACUUUUAGAAAUAAUUUUACCAACGUCGUACUAUGGUUAAUUUUGGCAAUCAUCUGUACUGUUCGCUGGUUAAAUAUCAACGAAACCCUUUCAGAGAUUACAAAGUAUGCUGGAAAUCUAUGGUCAAUAUCGUUUACUUCCUAUCUAAUACUUUUUAUCUCUACUACACUACCAUUCCGUUCAAUUUAUAUUCACCAUAUUGAAGAUUUAGUCACCAAAAGAUACUACCUUUCACAAUUUUAUGCUAACCUCUCUCUAUUCUUGCUUCUAUUUACAUCCAAAGUAGGAAAUAACCUACCCAUAAUUUACAAAACAGAUGAGACAAUCACACCAUCACCAGAGCCAACAUCCUCUGUUGCUACAUUUAUUAGCUGGAGUUGGAUAGAUCCUUUUGUUUGGAAAGCUCAUAAAACCAGUCUCGAAUUUAAAGAUAUUUGGGGAUUAAAAAUGGAUGACUAUUCAAUCUUCGUUGUUAAAGGAUUCAAACGUUUUAUAAAGACAAUGAACUCAAAGAAAACAUUCACUUUCCAAUUAUUGAGUUUCUUUCUUAAAUACUUCCUGUUACAAGGCUUUUGGGCAUGUUUGGAGGCCAGUAUAAGUUUCAUCCCAACAAUCCUUCUGAAGAGAAUUUUAGAAUACGUUGAAGAUCAGUCAUCUGCACCUUUGAAUUUAGCUUGGUUUUACGUUAGCUGCAUGUUUCUGUGUAGAUUCCUAGUCGCAGUUUGUCAAGGACAAGCCCUAUUUUUUGGUAGGAGAGUUUGUGUAAGAAUGAGAAGUAUUAUUAUCUCUGAAAUCUACUCUAAGGCAUUAAGAAGAAAAAUAACUUCAAACUCUACUGAAAAGGAAGAAGAAGAAGAAAAUCAAGCAGAAAAUCAUGAGAAUCCAUUGACUGCAAUAGUAGAGGAUGAUGAACCGGAGAGACAAACGGUUGCUUCCCUAGAUGAAUCAAAGAAAAGUGCUAAUUUAGGAGCCAUUAUCAACCUUAUGGCUGUUGAUGCAUUUAAGGUAUCAGAAAUCUGUGGUUAUUUGCACUUUUUUGUGGAGGCUGUUAUUAUGGUAUUCGUAGCUAUUACCCUUCUGUACAAAUUACUGGGUUAUGCUGCUUUUGUCGGUGCAGCUUUGAUUAUUGCAUGUCUGCCAUUGAAUUUGAAGCUAGCGACGUUCCUAGGUAAGUUGCAAAAAGAGAGUCUAGGAUUCACAGAUAAACGUAUCCAAAAAUUAAAUGAAACCUUGCAAGCUAUACGUAUUAUCAAAUUUUUUUCAUGGGAAGACAACUUUUCUCGUGAUAUUAAAGAGGUACGAGAAAAAGAAUUACAUUUAUUGUUGAAAAGAUCUUUGAUAUGGGCAUUUAGUUCCUUUGUUUGGUUUGUUACUCCUUCAAUUGUGACAAGUGCCUCUUUUGCUUUCUAUAUUUAUGUCCAGGGUGAAGUAUUGACAACACCUGUGGCCUUUACUGCAUUAUCUCUAUUCACUCUAUUGAAAACGCCAUUAGAUCAACUCUCUAAUAUGAUCAGCUUUGUAAUUCAAUCUAAAGUUUCGCUAGACAGAAUACAAGACUUUUUAGGCGAACAGGAUACUGAUAAAUAUAAUCAAUUGACUAUUGAUAAACUGGGGAAUAGAAUUGCAUUCAAGAAUGUUACUGUAACUUGGGAUAAUGGCGAAGAGGAUUUCAAAUUAAGAGACCUUAAUAUCGAAUUUAAACCUGGAGCAUUAAAUGUUGUAAUAGGUCCAACAGGUUCAGGGAAGACGUCUUUAUUAUUAGCUUUACUUGGGGAAAUGUGCUUGGAAAAGGGUGAAAUAAUUGUUCCGGCACUAAAUCCAAGACAAGAUCUAGUAAUUGAUAAAUUUGGAUUAACUAACUCUAUUGCCUAUUGUUCACAAGCGGCAUGGUUGUUAAAUGAGACAGUAAGAAAUAACAUUUUAUUCAACUCUCCAUAUAAUGAAGAAAGAUAUAAUGCUGUUAUAGAUGCAUGUGGAUUGAGAAGAGAUCUAAAAAUUCUUAAAGCAAGUGAUAUGACGGAAAUUGGUGAGAAAGGUAUUACUUUAUCCGGUGGCCAGAAGCAAAGAGUAUCUCUAGCCAGGGCUUUAUACUCAAAUUCCAAACAUGUUCUUCUAGAUGAUUGUUUAAGUGCAGUUGAUUCACAUACAGCCUUAUGGAUUUAUGAUAACUGUAUCACAGGACCAUUGAUGAGUGGAAGGACCUGUAUCCUUGUUUCUCAUAACAUUGCCUUAACCCUAAAGAAUGCGGAACUUGUGGUAAUCCUGGAAAAUGGAAGAGUGAAAGACCAAGGAACACCACUUGUGUUGUUGAAUAAAGGUUUACUUGGCGAUGAUGACUUAAUCAAAAGCAACAUCCUCUCCCGUACAAAUUCUUCUGUAAAUGUUGCCACCCCCUCGUCUACCAAUUUGGUCACGUCGCAACAGCUACAAAAGAAUGAUAUUGCUGACCCACAAGCUAACGAAGAACUUGCUAAGAAUGGGAAACUGGUCGAAGAAGAAACAAAAGCUGAAGGGGUGGUUAGUAUUCAAGUUUACAAAUGGUAUUUGACAAUUUUUGGUGGUUGGAAAACCGUGUCUUUACUGGGAUUAAUUUUUAUUACAACGCAAAUGGUAUUCAUAGCUCAGUCGUGGUGGGUACGUGCCUGGGUUUCACGUUCAUUAAAAGAGAAUUUAUCUGUUUUAACAAAUGGAAUCACUCAAUUUAGUUUUCCUAUCAUAAACGCAGUCAAUUUCAAAUCAGUUAUUGAAUCUCAAAAGUCCUCAAUUAACACUGUUCCAGACUAUGAACGCAAACCUCAUUCUACCUUUUACUAUCUCUCCAUUUAUUUUCUUAUUGGCCUUACACAGUCUUUAUUAGCUGCUAGUAAAUCUGUUCUAAAUUUUGUUCUGGGAAUUCGUGCCUCAAGAAAAAUCUUUGAAUCCUUAUUAUACAGAACACUACACGCUAAACUAGGAUUCUUUGAUGCGACUCCGAUUGGGAGAAUUAUGAACCGUUUCUCAAAGGAUAUUGAAUCUGUUGAUCAAGAGUUAACACCAUAUUUGGAGGCUGCAUUUUUCUGUCUUGUUCAAUGUAUUGCAACAAUGGCUCUAAUUACAUUUAUCACACCUCAGUUUCUCUCAGUGGCUAUUCUUGUUGGUUGUUUGUACUACCUGGUAGGAUAUUUUUAUAUGGCAGCUUCACGUGAAUUGAAAAGAUUUGAAUCCAUAAGUAAAUCUCCAAUUUAUCAACAUUUUUCUGAAACCCUUGUCGGUGUUGCUACCAUUCGUGCGUAUGGUGAUGAGAGCCGUUUCAUGCUGGAAAAUCUACAUAAGAUUGAUGAGAAUAAUAAACCAUUUUUCUAUUUAUGGGUAUUCAACAGAUGGUUAUCCUUCAGGAUCGAUAUGAUCGGUGCCUUCGUAAUAUUUGGUGCUGGUGUCUUCAUCUUAACAAAUAUCAAAAAUAUUGAUUCGGGUAUGGCUGGUAUCUCUCUAACAUAUGCAAUUUCCUUCACGGAAGGUGCAUUAUGGUUAGUUAGAUUUUACGCUGAUGUCGAAAUGAACAUGAAUUCAGUUGAGCGGUUAAAGGAAUAUAUGGAAAUAGAACAAGAACCAUAUGAUGAAUAUAAAGAUACACUUCUUCACGAUGAAUGGCCAAGUAACGGUAAGAUUGAAGUAAAGGAUUUAUCAUUACGUUAUGCACCAAAUUUGCCUAAAGUUAUUAAGAAUGUUUCCUUUGUGGUUGAACCUAAAACUAAGAUUGGGAUUGUCGGUAGGACAGGUGCUGGUAAAUCAACAAUCAUUACGGCUAUGUUUAGAUUCUUAAAUCCUGAAUCAGGUUAUAUCAAGAUUGAUGAUGUAAACAUUGCCUCGAUAAAUUUAACGAAAUUACGUCGCUCCAUCACAAUCAUCCCACAGGACCCAACGCUAUUUACUGGUACGAUAAAGUUAAACUUGGAUCCUUAUAAUGAAUUUACGGAUGAUGCCAUAUUUGAGGCAUUAAAACGUGUAAAUUUGGUUACAGAAGAAGAGUUACAAAAUAAUGGCACACAAACUGGUACUUCAGAGAAUGCCAAUAAAUUCUUAAACUUGGAAAAUGAAAUAACUGAAGGUGGAAGUAAUUUAUCCCAUGGUCAAAGACAAUUAGUCUGUCUAGCCCGUUCUUUGUUGAGGAACCCCAAGAUAAUUUUGCUCGACGAAGCCACUGCUUCUAUUGAUUAUGCUUCAGAUGCUAAGAUUCAAGAAACUAUCAGGAAAGAAUUUAGCCAAAGUACUAUCCUAACUAUUGCGCAUAGAUUAAGAUCAGUCAUUGAUUAUGACAAAAUUAUAGUCAUGGAUGCGGGUGAAGUAAAAGAAUACGAUCACCCAUACUCAUUACUACUAGAUAAAAAUAGUAAUUUUUACAGUAUGUGUGAGCAAAGUGGGGAAUUAGAAACUCUUAUUGAAAUGGCUAAAGCAGCAUUUGUGGAGAAAUUGAAUGCAAAAUAA